CUCAUUGGCUUUUCUGUUUUAUUAAGUCUUGCUUUUCAGUAACACAAGGCCAACUUAUAUUUUAUUCAUGGUUUUCUUCGUCCAUAUGCACGCUUUCUAGUAUUAUAUAACUGCCCCAACUGCUUCAGCUCCUCUUACUACUCUUUCACCUCUUCAGUAGGGAAGAAAUAAAUUAAGCAAGAAGAAGAUGAUUAUGUUGAGGUCAAUGAGGUUCAGCAGAAGCAGGUCCAAGCUUAGAAAUGGGAACAAAGCAACAACACCCACAGAAAACGAUUGCAGAGGCAUUUGUCAAAUCCAAUGGGAACUUAGGCCUGGUGGCAUGCUUGUUCAGAAAAGGGAGAGUAACCUAAGUUCAUCCGAGGAGGGAUUCAUCACAAUUACGGUGUCAACUGUCUCACACUCACACCAAAUUUCUAUUGAGUCCACGUCAACUUUUGGAGAAUUGAAAAUUAUCCUGUCAUUGGUCACAAGUUUUGAGCCGCGAGAGCAAAGGCUUCUCUUCAAGGGAAAAGAGAGAGCUGACGAUGAAUAUCUGCAUAUGGUUGGGGUUAGAGACAAGGACAAGGUUCUUCUGUUGGAGGAUCCAGCAAUAAAGGAGAAGAAAAUGCUUGGCUUAAGUGACCCCAAGUCGUUCCAUCUCUGUUUCACUAAUUAAUUAAUUAACCAAACUCGUUAAUAUCAAUUAGUGUUAAUUAACCUCGAAUACAGUUUAAUCUAGUGAGGCACGCGUGUUUUCGCACUUUUACGUUAGAGUGUAAGAACCUAAUUAUGUUUUGUGUUUGUUUGGUGUCAUCGCUUCAUUAAAAAUGUUUUAGUUGAUGAAAUGCCAGUCAUUAUUAUGCGUAGUUUUGUGAAUGAUGUGGAGUGUUCAUUUCUUCUCUUAUUUAACAAUUUUCUUAUCAUGAUUGUUUAUGUCC
Molecule: messenger RNA, 917 nt
Organism: Vigna unguiculata (cowpea)
Lineage: Eukaryota; Viridiplantae; Streptophyta; Magnoliopsida; Fabales; Fabaceae
Product: BAG family molecular chaperone regulator 2-like
Molecular function (GO): protein binding
Source: RefSeq, a predicted model, not a curated record